Molecule: messenger RNA, 330 nt
Organism: Dovyalis caffra
Lineage: Eukaryota; Viridiplantae; Streptophyta; Magnoliopsida; Malpighiales; Salicaceae
Source: the annotation of a GenBank genome assembly
AUGGUAAGGCUAUCGAGUGCUUGUGAGAGGGUGGCUAGUCGUGAGGAGCUUAUGAUAGGGGCUAUGGCUACAAGGCAAGGUCUGUAUGGUGCCUUUGAGAAGGUGGCUGGUUGUGGGGCAAGAGAGGCUCGUUGUGGGGUUGUAGGGUGCUUGGUUCUUGUGAGAGGGUGGCUUACUAUGGGGCGAGAGAGGGCUAUUGUGGGGUUGUGGGUUACUUGCGAGGGUGUUUUGGGUGAAGGGCGAAGAGAGGAGAUGGUGGUUUUGGGUGAAGUUUUUGGCGCGGUGAGAGGGAAUCAAUUGGGUGAAGGUUUUUGUGAAGGUGAUCUUUAG